AUGUUGUUUUUUUAUUCUCUCAUAGUUCAAGCAUCAUUUGGUCAAGAACGUAUUUGGUUAGAUGAAAAAAUAAGAUUUCAUCAAGAACAACAACAACAACAACAAUGUGGAAUUUAUAAUAUUCCACUUGUAUUUAAAAUAGAAUGUGGUCAAAUGCUCAUAGAAAAAAUACAUCGGUCAGUAAAAUUGAUAAUUAAUAAACAUUCAAUACUACGUACAUCUCUUGUAUACGACGAUGAAAAACAAUAUUUAAAACAAAUAAUAAAUUUACAUGAAAAUUAUUCCUAUCAACUAACCGUCAUUCACGAUCAACAACGACAAAUUGACGAGAUUUUAAGACAAGAAGAAAUAUCUAAUGAAUAUUUUCAUUUGGAUAAAGGUAUUGUACUCAGAUGUCAUAUAUUACAAUAUAAGAGCGAUGACAAUGACAAAGAUGUCUUGAAACAAGGCGAUUUGCUGAUAUUUAAUAUACAUCAUGCGGCAUUUGAUGGUAGUUCAACUGAAAUAUUUAUCAAUGAUUUUAAAUUAGCUUAUACAAAUCAAGUACUUGAUCCUUUACAAUUACAAUAUUUUGAUUAUUCACAAUAUGAGAGAAAAAUGGAUAUGUCAAAAGCUAAGCAGUAUUGGUCACAAUUGUUAGAAGAUUAUUCGUCUCAACAACAACAAUUAUUAUUACCGUGUGACUAUAUGGUAAAAUCGCAUCAGAGAACAGGACAUGGUUCAUCCAUUAGUAUUAAGAUUGAUCCAUAUAUAAUUAAACAACUAAUAUUAUAUGCUGACAAAAUGAAUCUAACAAUGUUUCAAUUAUCAUUAUCUUGCUAUUAUGCAUUCCUAUUUAAACUCUCACAUGAAAUAGAUCUCUGUAUUGAUGUUCUCAAUGCAAAUCGUUAUCAAACUGCAAUACAAUCAUUGAUUGGAAUGUUUGUUAAUAUUUUGCCAUAUCGUUUUCGUCUAAAUCCUCAAGACACAUUUGAACAAUUAGUUAAACAAGUACAACAACUUUGUCUUGAAAUAUCAGAAUUUACCUGUUUUCCUUAUCAGAAAAUUAUUGAGUUAAAUCAAUAUGGUAAUCAAAUAUUACCAUAUCUACAAACAACAUUUUUGUUUGAUACAUCAUCAUCAUCAUCAUCAUCGACAAAAACUAUUUUCGACGAUAAUAUUCAACUAUCUCCAAUAUUAUUGAAUGAGAAAAAUGUAUCAAUAUUUGAUUUUUCAUUACAUAUGAAUUAUGACAACUACAAUAAAACACUAAAAUGUUUAUUUGAAUACUCAACCGAUUUAUUUAAACAUGAUACUAUUCUACAACUAUCACAACGAUUCCAAUGUUUACUUGAACAAUUAUUUACAUCCUCAUUUGAUAAAGAAUACCAACCACUUUAUGAAUUAUCCUUAUUAUUGUCAUAUGAACAACAAAUAUUACAUGAUAUUAAUCAAACAUAUAAUGAUAAUUCAUCAUCACCAUUACUUCAUCAUGUAUUUGUUGAUCGUUGUCAAGAAUUUGAACAAAAAUGUUGUAUUAUCUUAGAUCAACAGUCACUUACCUAUUCAGAAUUUCUGUAUUAUGUACAACUAGUAUCCAUACAAUUAAUACAACACUAUAAUAUUAGACCACAACAAAUCGUAUGUCAAUGUGCAGAACGUUCAAUUGAAAUGUCAAUUGGUAUUUUUAGUGUUCUAAUAUGUGGUGCUAUACAUUGUCCCCUCAAUCCAGAAAAUCCAUACACACGUUUAUUCGAACUCAUUAAUGAUACACAAACAAAACAUAUUCUCAUUCAUUCUCCAACAGAAGAUAAAUUUAUUAAUAUAUCAAAUAAAUCCUUUGCGUAUGGUGAUGGGCACUAUGACCGCCUUCAAUUUAUUAAUAUUCAACAAAUAAUUACUUUCAACGAUAAUUUUAUAAUACCCAUAGAUAAUAAUGCAUUAAAAUUAUUUUCUAAUAUUAAUAUUUCUAAUCAUGAUAUUGCAUAUUGUCUCUUUACUUCUGGUUCGACUGGCAAGCCUAAAGGUAUAUUGAUUAAGCAUAAAAAUAUUCAAAAUCAACUUCAGGCUUUAAAUCAUGUUAAUUGGAUAAACGUGAAUGAUACAAUGUUGCAACUUGCACCAUGUUCUUUUGAUUCAUAUUUAUCAGAAAUUUAUGGUUGUUUUUAUUCUGGUGCACAAUUAAUUUGUUUACAUCCACAAGGUCCACUUGAUUUAGAUUAUACAUCAACAACAAUUCAAAAGCAUCAAUUAUCACGUAUCGACGGUGUACCGCAAUAUGCUAAUUCAUUAUAUCAAUUUUGGGAACAAAACGAAAAAUUUAAAGAUAAUCAAUUUCAUACAAUACGAUCAUUUUCACUUGGAGGUGAGGCAAUAACACCAAAACUAUUGAAUAGUUUUUUACCGUAUUUGUCUUCAAAUUGUGAAAUUAUUAAUUCCUAUGGUCCGGCUGAAACAACAAUAGCAUGUACCUAUUAUGUUCUCAAUUUAGAAGAAGAUGUUAAGUCUAAAUCUAUUUCAAUUGGUAAACCAAUGUUAAAUUAUCAAUGUUACGUUGUGGAUGAUUAUCUGCAACUAUUACCAUUGAAUUAUACUGGUGAAUUAGUUGUUGGUGGAGUCAGUGUUUUUCAUAGUUAUUUGAAUCAGCCUAAUUUAACUGAACGAGUUCUCAUUAAUCUAUCAAAUGUUAAUGGAAAAUGCUAUCGAACAGGCGAUCUCUGUCAAAUAGAUAAUCAAGGUUUAAUUUAUUUUAUAGGACGAAAAGAUUUUCAAGUUAAGCUACAUGGCCAACGUAUUGAAGUCGGUGAAAUAGAACAAACAAUUCUUCAAUCAAAUUCUAGUAUCACUAACUGUAUUGUAAUAAAAAAUGAUGAUGAAUAUUUGAUAGCUUAUGUUGAAACAACCGAUGUAGAUGAAUUAACAAUAAGAGAUUAUUGCCAGCAAUAUUUACCUUCACAUAUGGUACCAUCGUUCUUUGUUCUUAUGAAAAAACUUCCUUUGAAUAGCAACUUAAAACUCGACCGCAAACAAUUACCUAAACCUAAUUUUGCACAAUUAAUGAAAAAUGAAAUGUUAAUUGUUAAUGAACCACAAACACAACAGGAAAAAAAUGUCUAUGAUAUUUGGUGUCAAUUGUUACAAUUAGACAAAAUACCGAGUACAAGAUCAUUUUUUUCAAUAGGUGGUAAUUCUCUGUUGUUAAUGAAAUUAUAUUCACAAUAUCAAACAAAAUUUAAUUUCAAUUUAUCUGUUGGUUCACUUUUUAAACAAUCAACAAUAGGUGAACAUAUACAGUUAAUUAAUAGAGUUUUGAUUUCGCCACCUGAAUCACCUGAACAAUGGAGAACAUUGAAUAUUAUUGAAGGUCCAGCAUCUUAUGCUCAAGAACGAUUUUGGUUUGACGAACAAAUUCGCUUUAGUAGUAAUAAUAGUGGUAGUCAAUCAGAGAAUAAGGUACGCCAUCAAAUAGCUAUUUAUAACAUACCAUAUUUUUACAAAAUUGAAAAUGGUUGCAUGUCGAUUAAAAAAUUAAUUCAUACACUGAAUGUUCUAAUACAUAAACAUUCAAUACUACGUACGUUACUAAAUUAUUCAGAUGAAAUGAAGUGUUUAAAACAAACAAUUCUACCUAUAUCGUCAAAUAUUUUCAAAUUACAAAUAAGUCAUAUAACAGAAAAUGAUGAACAUCAAUUGAAUCAAAAGCUAUUAGAGGAACAAAUAUCAAAUGAUUAUUUUAAAUUGAACCAAGGUUUAGUAUUUCGAUGUCAUGUAAUUCGACGCGAAUCCAAUGUCAAUUACAAUGAUGAUGAUCUGUUAGUUAAAGGUGAUAUAAUUAUAUUUAAUUUUCAUCAUUGUGCAUUUGAUGGUGUAUCAUUUGAAAUAUUUGUUAAUGAUUUUAUAUUUGCUUAUGAAAAUAAUAAAUUAGAUUUGAAUAAUGAAAUGCUAAUAAAUUAUAUUGAUUAUUCUCAAUAUGAACGACAAAUGGAUAUGUCUAAUGCACAACAAUAUUGGCGAAAACUAUUAAAUAAUUAUGAUAGAAAUAAAGAAUUACAAUUACCGUAUGAUUAUAGAUUAUCAACACAAAUACGUACUGGACGUGGUUCACAUGUUUUCAUUCAAAUAGAUAAAGAACUCACGUAUAAAAUACUACAUUAUUCUAAUAAAAAAGGUAUUAGUCUAUUUCAACUUUUAUUAUCGUGUUAUUUUAUUUAUUUAUUUAAAAUAACACAAGAUGAAGAUUUAUGUAUAGGUGUAUUAAAUGCAAACCGUUAUAGACCGGAAAUACAAUCAUUAAUUGGACUAUUUUUAAAUCUAAUACCUUAUCGUUUACAAUUAAAACCUUGUGAAACAUUUGAACAAACAUUGGAACAUGUUAUAGAAUUAUAUCUUGCUAUAACAGAUUAUUCUUAUUUACCUUAUCAGUUAAUAGAACAAUUAUAUAGUAAUGAUGAUCAUAUGCAACCACAAACAAGAGCAAUCUCGUCAUCAUUAUCAACAAUUUUACCCUAUAUACACACAACAUUUCAAUUUCAUACAUUAGCCAAUACGAAUCGUAUUUAUUUAAAUGAAAAAACUAUAUGCUUGUCUGAAAUGUCAUAUAAUCAAAAACAUACAUCAGAAUUUGAUUUAUCAUUGAUUAUGGAUUACUGUAGUACGGAUAAAUUACUUCUAUGUUAUUUUGAAUAUUCUCAAGAUAUAUUUAAAUAUGAAACAAUUGCUCAAAUGGCUGAUAAAUUUAAAUUUUUAUUGGAACAAUUAUUUUUAUUUUCCACCCAUUUGCAUCAUCAACCUAUAUAUAAAUUAUCACUUAUUCUACCUCAGGAAGAACAAUUAAUAAAUAAAUUAAAUCAAACAUCCAUAGUUGUUGAUCAACAGUCACAAUUCAAUGCUGUUCAACACUUAUUUAUUCAAUGUACACAAGAAUUUGGACAAAAAGGUUGUAUUAUUUUAGAUCAACAAUGUUUAACAUAUUCAGAAGUACUCUAUUAUGUACAAUUGGUAUCCGUACAAUUAAUAGAAAAGUAUAAUGUUAGACCACAACAAGUUAUAUGUCAAUGUUUAGAACGUUCAAUUGAAAUGCCAAUUGGUAUAUUAUCAAUUUUAAUGAACAAUUGUAUUUAUUGUUCUCUUAAUCUAAAUGAUCCGUUAGCACGUUGUUUAACAUUGAUUGAUGAAACACAAUCAAAACAUAUUUUUAUUCAUUCAUUUACAAAAGAUAAAUUUAUUCAAGUUAAAAAUGAUAAUACUGUUCAGUUUAUUAAUGUUGAACAAAUAAUUAAUGAUAGUUGUUACAUCUAUAACAAUAUGUUUGAUUAUAAUUUAUUAUCAAAUGUUAUUACUAAUAUAGAUAACGAUAUUGCUUUUGUUCUCUUUACAUCUGGCUCAACUGGAAUUCCAAAAGGAAUUUUGAUUAGUCAUAAAAAUACUCGUAUACGCAUAAAAAGUUAUAUUGAAGCAGAUAUAAUUAAUAAAAAUGAUAUUGUUAUACAAGCGGCACAAUGUUCAUUUGAUGUUCAUUUAGAAGACAUAUUAGGUUCAAUAUCAUGUGGAGCACAAUUAGUUUUAUUACAUUCAAAUGGUUUACUUGAUCUUGAUUAUUUUUCAAAUACAAUACGAAAUAAUUAUGUAACACAUGUCGACGUUGUACCAGAAUAUGCAAAUAGAUUAGCAGAAUUUUGGCAAAAUAAUCUUUUAUAUAAAACAAAACAACUUGAUACUAUACGUUGUUUUAUACUCGGAGGUGAACAUAUGAAUUCAAAAACGAUCAAACUUCUACUACCAUUUCUUACGUCUAAAUGUAAAUUUUUCAAUUUAUAUGGACCAGCUGAGGCCACGCUCUCAGCUACAUGUCAUUUAAUUCAAAUUGAAGAUUUAGAAAAUCAUUCCAUUCCUAUUGGUUAUCCGUUUGUAGGUAGUUCAUGUUAUAUUCUUGAUGAUUAUCUACAACCAGUAGAAAUUAAUCGUGUGGGAGAAAUGUUUAUUGGUGGUAGUUGUUUAUUUCAAGGUUAUUUAAAUCGUCCGGAUUUGACUGAGCAAGCUUUGAUUAAUAUAUCAGUACAUGGUGAGAAACAAAGAGAAAAAGUCUAUAAAACAGGUGAUUUAUGUAAAAUAAAUUCAACUGGACAACUUUUAUAUGUUGGUAGAAAAGAUUUUCAAGUAAAAUUGAGAGGGCAACGAAUUGAAACAGGUGAAAUUGAACAAUCAAUAUUCAAAUCGUCUACUGAUGUCAGUAAUUGUGUUGUCAUGAAAUAUGAUGACUAUUUAGUUGCUUAUAUCGAAUCAACAGUGAAUGAUCAAACCUUAUUGAAAAUGAAAAUUAGACAAUAUUGUCAAUUAAAUUUAGCAAGAUACAUGAUUCCAUCAUUUUUCAUUAUUCUCGAACAAUUUCCACUUAACAUAAACAGAAAACUUGAUCGUAAACAAUUACCUGUACCGGAUUUGAAUCAACUUUUGAAUAAUCAAGAAGAAAAUACUAAACCUAACACAGCAUUGGAACAAUCUCUACAUGAUAUAAUUGUUGAAGCAUUGAAUUUUCCAAUGACUACUGAAAUAAAUUUGAAUUCAUCCUUCAAUGAAUUAGGUGUUACCUCAUUUGGAAUGAUGAAAAUUUUAACGUUAAUACGUAAACGAUUGUAUUCUAAAGUAAGUAUUCCACUUUUAUUUUCCAAUUCAUCUAUUUAUCGUUUAUCGAAUGCAUUAAGACCUUUAAUUAAUAAUGAUAAUGAAAGAUGA
Molecule: messenger RNA, 6711 nt
Organism: Didymodactylos carnosus
Lineage: Eukaryota; Metazoa; Rotifera; Eurotatoria; Philodinida; Philodinidae
Source: the annotation of a GenBank genome assembly